Spathaspora passalidarum NRRL Y-27907 is the source of this 906-nucleotide messenger RNA. RefSeq names its product uroporphyrinogen-III synthase (gene HEM4). The record is from RefSeq and is a predicted model, not a curated record. Lineage: Eukaryota; Fungi; Ascomycota; Pichiomycetes; Serinales; Debaryomycetaceae. The transcript has a single exon. Bases 42 to 824 code for a protein of 260 amino acids. Gene Ontology annotation, biological process: uroporphyrinogen III biosynthetic process. Gene Ontology annotation, molecular function: uroporphyrinogen-III synthase activity.
AUAGUGAAAAGUGAUACGUAGAAUUCUCUAGUUCUAAAACGAUGACAAACAUUGUACUUUUAAAGAAUCCAAGCAUACCGACCGACCCUUAUGACAUUAAAUUCCUGUCAGAAAACUAUACACCUCGGUUCAUUCCUCUUUUAACACAUGGACAUGUUGACAAACAAUCAACGAUAGCCUAUCUUCAAUCAAGGGAAUUCUCCCAGGUUGGCAUUUUUAUAAUCACGUCACAACGGGCAGUGGAAAUACUCCGUGAGUGCAUUGAUGAACUUGACGAAUCUACUAAGGUGGAGAUUUUCAAAAAAACAGGAUACACUGUUGGGCCAGCCACGUUCAAGAUCCUACGUGAGGUUGGGUUUUCUGAUGUCCGUGGUGGUGAAGACGCAGGAAAUGGUGCCAAAUUGGCCGGGAUAGUUAUGGAAGAUGUUCAGGAUAAGUCUGAACCGAUGAUAUUCUUCACGGGCGAGAUACGAAAGGAUAUUAUUCCACGAGCAUUGAUUGGACAGGGGUAUAAUUUGAGCGAAAGGGUGAUUUAUAAAACUAGUGGUCGUGAUGAUGUUGUGGAAAAGUUUAAUACUGUAAAGAAUCAAGGUGGAUGGUUGGUGUUUUUCAGCCCGCAAGGCACAGAAACGUUUGUAGACUAUUUAAAAGAGGGACAGAAUAGACAAAAGUGGAAGAUUGCUUCGAUAGGGCCGACUACUGAGACAUACCUUUUAGAGAAUGGAAUAACACCUGAGGUGGUUGCAGCAAAGCCUGCGCCAAAUUCUUUAUUUGAUGCAAUUGUCAAGAUUGACAAUAGUAUAGAAAAUGUAUGUAGCUUUUAAAAAAAAAAGGUGUUUACGAUGCAGCUUCUACAUAGAUGUAAUUUAAACAAAGUUUUAUCAAGAGUAUUCAGUACAAUAUAUU